Molecule: messenger RNA, 1976 nt
Organism: Hermetia illucens (black soldier fly)
Lineage: Eukaryota; Metazoa; Arthropoda; Insecta; Diptera; Stratiomyidae
Product: ileal sodium/bile acid cotransporter
Exons: 4
Coding region: 441-1805 (454 amino acids)
Cellular component (GO): membrane
Source: RefSeq, a predicted model, not a curated record
UGAAAGGUGAAGAGACUGUGGUGAAGACCGGGUGAAAGUUUUUGUUUACUUGCACGUCCGCAACCGAGAUUCUUCGAGCUAAACGUAAACAUCAUAUUCGUGUGGCUCCAGCUUACGUAGCGAUAUGGGGGGAAUUCAUUAACCGCACUCAAACGUUAAUAUGAGAAGCACAGCAGCUGAAAGGCUUGCACGUCAUCUGAAGCGGUCAAGCCCGCAAUUCAGUUCUAAUCUGGAUGACUAUUAAACUAUGCAAGUUGCGCAUAAAUAUCAUAAUUGGGAUUACGCAAUCUGUCGCCGUCUCAGUAACUAGUUCAACGCUUAUCAGCAUCCGGAUUUGAUUUUAUCUUCGUAUGUGCUAUCAACGUGCGCGUGAUAAUUCCCUACCGAAAUUGGAAGUCCAUGCAGUGUGUAUAGUUUUGUGCUAAUUGGAAGGUUGUGAAAUGUUUCCGCAAUGGGUUGGGCUGGUCGUGGCAAUCGUUCUGAACACCGCAUCGCCGAUUCUCGCACAGAAUGCUUCGUUUAACGCGACGUUCGGUCAAAGGCGCCUCGAAAUUCACAUGAACACGGUGGAAACAGUCAACUUGACCCUUACAAAUGUUAAUGUUCCUCACGGAACACCAUACAAAUUCCAAGUGCGAAGCGAUAAGCAGGAGCUGGCCAUAGCGGACAAGGUCAUUGAAGCGAGUGAAAUCAAUGAGAACACGAAAAGCUGGUUCGGCACUUUUGAUGUUCAGGCUGAGUUCCUUGGGAACGCCAAGGUGUACGUCGAGUUGCAAGUAGGGGAAAACAGCAUUCCAUCUAACGAGAAAUUGGACGUGGUUAUUAUCCGGGAAGUUCGUGUCAUAGACCAUGUGUUCACAGGAUCCGUGGCACUACUCGUGUCCCUCCUUUACAUCAAUUUCGGCGCGGCCCUAGAUCUCAGCACCUUAAAGGGGAUCGUCAGACGACCCAUCGGACCUGCGAUCGGAUUCACCAGUCAGUUCCUCCUUAUGCCGCUGCUGAGUUUCGGAUUGGGCUACGUUCUAUUCCCUGACUCUGUGGAACUUCAGUUGGGAAUGUUUUUCACAGGAGUAUCGCCCGCCGGAGGUGCCUCAAACAUUUGGACUGUGAUUUUGCAAGGAAAUAUAAACCUUUCCAUAGCAAUGACGGCCAUAGGAAAUUUUGCAGCAUUUGGAAUGAUGCCUCUUUGGAUUUUCACUCUGGGAAGGUUAAUAUUCGAACGCGGAAAUUUGGUGGUUCCAUACGAGAAUAUUGCCACGUUCGCGGUGUCUCUGGUGGUCCCACUGACUAUAGGCAUCCUUAUUCAAAGAUUUCGUCCAGGCGCCGGAAGGAUUUUAGUGCGAUUAUUAAAGCCAGUAUCGUUUUUGCUGAUACUGUUCAUUAUUAUCUUCGCGAUUGUGACGAACCUGUAUUUAUUCCAGCUUUUUUCGUGGCAGAUUGUCGUUGCUGGACUUGGAUUACCGUGGUUAGGUUAUAUUUUCGGUUGGAUACUAGCGAAAAUUCUAAAACAAUCGUCCGCUGAUGCAUUAACUAUAGCUAUAGAGACUGGAAUACAAAAUACAGGGAUCGCCAUAUUUCUCUUACGGUUUAGUCUGCCGCAACCACAAGCGGACCUAACCACUGUAGUACCGGUAUGUGUUGCUAUAAUGACACCCCUACCACUGCUUCUUAUGUAUUUGUGGCAAAAAAUACGACCAGGGCGAAGAGACCCCGAAACAGUGUUGGAUACUAAACAAAGAGAUGCAUGUGAUAUUUAUGACGACUCAAAUGCCUUAAAUCCCGUCCUGCGAACUGUUCAGGCCUAAGUUUCUAAAAAUGUGAUUAAACGCAGCUUAUAGAUAUUGAACUAAGAUUUACCUUCUGUGAACGAACGAACUUUUAUAGUGUGAUACACGUCUGGGACCAUGUUAUAUUAACAAAAACACUUUGUAGAACAAAUUUUUUACUUUUUUUUAAAUAUAUUGUUUACAAAAUCA